GAAGCGCGCAAAAUAAGGAACUGCUGAGAACUAUAACUGACUAAAAGAUCGGUAUUACCUACUUGUAUUCAAGAUCCGACACGCGGUGUUGAUUAAGUUUCUGGCACUUCUUGCUUCAGUCGUUUCGGCCUCGGAUGUCGAAGAUUUCUGAUACAUAUGAAGAUAUUAAAGAAAAAAAGGAGAAGAGUAAGACUUUAUAUAUGUCUGAAACUGGCAUAACGGAGAAAAGUGGUGAGAGAUCACCACACAAAUUCAUUGGAUUUGGUCACGCAGCUGAUGACCUGUGCCGACCGCCUCGUCGGGCAUCCCGGAUAGUCAAAAGUGACAAAGGGCUGAAAGGUAUGCAAGACUGCCUAGCAGUGACAGAUCACCACGGCCUUUCGGUAAUUAAAGGCGAAGUUUGCAGCAGUCAGGCUGCUACUACCAACCCUCCCCGACGCAGCCGACGAAAACCAAAUCCAAACACCCUGGCAGCAGUCGCAAGAUCCCCCAAAAAGGUGUUAUGCCAGCAGCACUCAGGGCAACGGCUUGGGCACCAUCUUGGGCACCAUCUCCUGUACCAUUUCCUGUAUCUUCUCCUCUACCUUCUCAGGUCUUCUCAUUUAAGUCCUCAGUGAUCCUGUGCAGCGCUAAGUCUGUUUUGGGACUCGGCCAUCGUCUCAACACGCCUACUCCCUACUCAACUUGUAUGCUGCGGCGUCGAUGCUUCUCCCUGCAACGCCGCUUUUAGGGAAGCGGACAACCC
This is a messenger RNA of Aspergillus novofumigatus IBT 16806, 745 nucleotides long. RefSeq lists its product as uncharacterized. Lineage: Eukaryota; Fungi; Ascomycota; Eurotiomycetes; Eurotiales; Aspergillaceae. The transcript is spliced from 2 exons. The record is from RefSeq and is a predicted model, not a curated record. The coding region runs from base 135 to 617 and encodes 160 amino acids.